This is a messenger RNA of Alosa sapidissima (American shad), 1224 nucleotides long. Its product is annotated as B-cell receptor CD22-like. The transcript has 6 exons. The record is from RefSeq and is a predicted model, not a curated record. Bases 1 to 1224 code for a protein of 407 amino acids. Lineage: Eukaryota; Metazoa; Chordata; Actinopteri; Clupeiformes; Clupeidae.
AUGAUUGGAUCAUCAGUGGUCAUGCCCUGCUCUUUCACUCAUCCUGGCCUCAGAAUCUAUGAAGUCUACUGGGUGAAGAAAGAGACUCAGAACGGGACAAGUCUUGAUCUCUUACAGACCCCUUUAUAUGAGGGUCGAGUGCACUACAGCACAGAGAUGGAUCGCAACUGCACACUGACUCUGAGAGAUGUUAGAGUCACAGAUGCCGGCCAUUAUUAUGUCACAGUCAUAACAUAUCCACCACGGAGGAGAUGGCUAUCAACUUUUGUCAUGCUGGUAGUCACAGACACUGCAGCACUUCAAGUCCGACCUUCUGGAUCGAUGAUUGAAGGACAACUAGUAAAGCUGAGCUGUGAGAGCCUCUGCAUUUUGAGACAAAAGUCCAGUAUACGCUGGAGAAGGAAUGGGGAGAUUAUCCCAUUUAAUCAAACUAUCAACAAUGAACUGAUACUCCACAACAUCCAGAUGAAGGAUGAGGGCCUCUACACCUGUGCAUUAGAACAACAAGAGGACCUCCCAUCUCUGCCAUUAAAGCUUAAUGUUAUGUAUGCUCCAAAGAACACCUCCGUUUUUGUCUACCCUUCUGGUGAGAUGCUUGAGGGCACCUCUGUGACUCUGAGCUGCAGCAGUGAUGCCAACCCACCUGUGGAGAACUACACCUGGUACAGGCAGACUCGAGAUAAAACUACUGAAGUAGGCUCGGCGGAGACCAUCACCUUCACUCUGAACACCACCACUGCUGGACUUUACCACUGUGAGGCCAAGAAUAGAAUUGCCUCUCAGAAUUCCCCCGUAGUUGAUGUUUCUUUGGCAGUCUAUGGAUGGCAGAGAGCUGCUCUGUAUGUGCUCGGGGGCAUAGUAACAGCUGUGACUCCAGUCCUCAUUACAUUUGGACUUGGACUCACGAUCUGGAGGAGGAAGAAAAUAAUGUUUACCUUUGACUCUGGAAACACAGACAAUGUCACACAGGAUUAUGUGGACUAUGUGAAUGAUCCUCUGGAAGGAAACUCUGGUGCCAUCCAGAUGAGUUCACUCUACCAAAGCUUGAACCCCAACACCACCCAACCUCCUACAGUUUACCAGAGUCUGAACCCAAACACCACCCAACCUGAUGCAAUUGAUCAGAGCCUGAGCCCCAACACCACCCACCCUGUUGCAUUUUACCAGAGUCUGAACCCCAACACCACUCAACCUGAUACAAUUUAUCAGAGCCUGAACCUCUAA